This is a messenger RNA of Meloidogyne enterolobii, 1186 nucleotides long. The record is from the annotation of a GenBank genome assembly. NCBI's taxonomy places the organism in Eukaryota, Metazoa, Nematoda, Chromadorea, Rhabditida, Meloidogynidae.
AUGGCCGAGCAAUUACGUGAUACAGAAGUAACACCUGGAGAAUUGGUUGUCUUCAACAUUUUAUAUGAUCUGACAGACUUUUCACAUGGCCCUUUUCUCAAAAAUAAUAAAUCUCUUAGUCUCGGAUGUACAUCAAUUGUUGCUGCACAAAAUAAUGGGAAAAUAUUGCAUGGAAGGAAUUUGGAUUAUGAAAUGACACAAGUACUUAAAGAUGCGACUAUUUUAGUGGAUUUUGUUAAAAAUGGAAAGAUACAAUACACUGCAGUAACAUUUGUUUUGGCAGUAGGAAUUAUUACUGGACAAAAGCCUAACGCCUUCACUGUCUCCCUAAAUGCUAGAUUGUUUGUAAAGAUUUAUUUAUCCCUUUUUAAAGACAGUGGAGGACCUAUACUCAACAUUUUGAUGGAAUUAAUUACUCGUUUUAAGCACCCUGUUGCUUUACAAAUACGUAAAACUUUAGAAUUUGAACAAGAUUAUGUUUCUGCAUUGUCUCAGCUUAGUUGGACAUAUAUGAUAGCUCCUUCCUAUUUAAUUGUCGGUGGAAAGGAUGGAGAUGGUGCUGUUAUUACAAGGCAAAUAUUUUUGGACAGACUAGGCGCUGUUGAUGUUUUCACAUUAGAUUAUAGGCAUUACCGAUGGUUUUUGCUUGAAACAAAUUUUGACCAUUGGAAAAAAUCGGGCGAUAAUAGAAGAAAAUAUGGACGAAAAUUUAUGAAGAAAAUUGGAAAAGAAAAUUUAACAGCAAAAUUAAUGUUUGAAAAAGUUCUCAGUAAAUGGCCUAUUAAGAAUGGAUUAACUAUUAGCUCAACAGUUAUGUCAGCUGAAGAACCUAAUUUAAUAUAUAAUUGUACUGCUGUGUGGGGGAAUUGAAAUUAUUUUUUUAUUUUGUUUAAAUUUUAUUCUGCUCAAUUAAAUUAAUUUAAAUUACUGGGUGAAGGAAAUGGGUUUUAUGAUUGAAUAAACCACAGUAUAGAUAUAGACAAAGGCAAAAUUUUUGCGACCUUUGUUUCAGGGAUGUGCCUAAACUGAGUUUAAAAGGCUAAAGACAAAAAGCUAAACAGCAAAUAAGGCGAAAAUCGGCGAAGACUAAGGGCGAAAAUGGCAUAUCUCUGUUAUAUUUGUUUUUUGACGAAGGGGACCGAUUUCAACAUUUAGGCUCGUUACAGUUUCCGACUCUUCCAAUUUC